This is a messenger RNA of Lontra canadensis (Northern American river otter), 1146 nucleotides long. It is a transcript of the gene MNX1, whose product is annotated as motor neuron and pancreas homeobox 1. The coding region runs from base 1 to 1146 and encodes 381 amino acids. Gene Ontology annotation, cellular component: nucleus. The record is from RefSeq and is a predicted model, not a curated record. The transcript is spliced from 4 exons. Gene Ontology annotation, biological process: spinal cord motor neuron cell fate specification; endocrine pancreas development; regulation of DNA-templated transcription. Gene Ontology annotation, molecular function: DNA-binding transcription factor activity, RNA polymerase II-specific; sequence-specific double-stranded DNA binding. NCBI's taxonomy places the organism in Eukaryota, Metazoa, Chordata, Mammalia, Carnivora, Mustelidae.
AUGGAAAAAUCCAAAAAUUUCCGCAUCGAUGCGCUGCUGGCCGUGGACCCCCCGCGAUCAGCCUCGGCGCAGACCGCGCCGCUGGCCCUGGUCACGUCGCUCGCGGCCGCCGCGUCCGGCCCAGGAGGCGGCGGCGGCGGCGGGGCGAGCGGCGGGGCGAGCGGCGGCUGCAGCCCCGCGUCCUCGGAGCCGCCCGCGGCGCCCGCCGACCGUCUGCACGCAGAGAGCCCCUCGCCGCCGCGCCUGCUGGCCGCGCACUGCGCGCUGCUGCCCAAGCCCGGCUUCCUGGGCGCGGGCGGCGCGGGCGGCGCGGGCGGAGGCGCGGGCGGCGCGGGGGGCCUGGCGCUGGGGCUGCACCCCGGGGGCGCGCAGGGCGGCGCGGGGCUCCCCGCGCAGGCGGCGCUCUACGGCCACCCGGUCUACGGCUACUCGGCGGCGGCAGCGGCGGCCGCGCUGGCCGGCCAGCACCCGGCGCUGUCCUACUCCUACCCGCAGGUGCAGGGCGCGCACGCUGCGCACCCCGCCGACCCCAUCAAGCUGGGCGCCGGCACCUUCCAGCUGGACCAGUGGCUGCGUGCGUCCACCGCGGGCAUGAUCCUGCCCAAGAUGCCCGACUUUAACUCCCAGGCACAGUCCAGCCUGCUGGGGAAGUGCCGCAGGCCGCGCACGGCCUUCACAAGCCAGCAGCUGCUCGAGCUGGAGCACCAGUUCAAGCUCAACAAGUACCUGUCACGGCCCAAGCGCUUCGAGGUGGCCACGUCGCUGAUGCUCACGGAGACCCAGGUGAAGAUCUGGUUCCAGAACCGGCGCAUGAAGUGGAAACGCAGCAAAAAGGCCAAGGAGCAGGCGGCGCAGGAGGCCGAGAAGCAGAAGGGGGGCGGGGGCGCCAACAAAGGUGGCGGCGCAGAGGACAAGGGAGAGGAGGAGCUGCUGGGGCCGCCGGCGGUCGGGGACAAAGGCAGCACACGCCGCCUGCGGGACUUGAGGGACAGUGACCCCGAGGAUGAUGAGGACGACGAGGACGAGGACCACUUCCCCUACAGCAACGGCGCCAGCACGCAUGCCGUCUCCUCCGACUGCUCCUCCGAGGCUGACUCGCCGCCUCCGCGGCCGGGCGGCCCGGGGCACCAGCCCCUGCCCCAGUAG